AGGUUUGAUGAUGGGGGGAGACGCUUAAUCUCAUUUUAUAUGUUGUGGUUGGAAUAUUUAUAAUAUUAAAUUACAUUGUAUGCGUCAAGAAAACGUAAAUGGCGCGUAAAUCCACGUUGGCGAGACGCGGCUCCUUCCUCCCUGUGUUUACGGGACCACCAGGCCACGUUUAAUGACAGCUCGGGCGUUCAGUAGUAACGCUUAACCCCCACCCAUCACGCACGCGCAGCCCAGCCUUCAUAAACAAGCCGCUGCCACUUAGUUGCUCAGUGAAUCCGCGGAUCCCGCAUCAGUGCUGCUGCUCGGAGAGACGAUGGCACUGGCCGACACCGAGCGCGGCGCGGCCCCCUGCGGCGACUCCAGCUCCCUGUUCUCCGAGGUGGUCGAGCUGAACGUCGGCGGGCAGGUUUACGUCACCAGGCACAAAACUCUGGUCGCCGUCCCAGACUCGCUCCUGUGGGACAUGUUCAGCAAGAAGUCGCCCAAGGAGUUGGCGAGAGACAGCAAGGGGCGCUUCUUCCUGGACAGGGACGGCUUCUUGUUCCGCUACAUCCUCGACUACCUCCGGGACCUCAACCUGGUCCUCCCGGACUACUUCCCCGAGAAAAGUCGACUCCAGCGGGAGGCGGACUUCUUCCAGCUGCGGGACCUCGCCAAGCGCCUCAGCCCCCGCAUGAGCAAGGACAAUUCAAUCAGCGAGGAGAUCAGUCAGAGCGACACGGACGAAGGCGCGCCUCAGUGCGGCCCCUCCGGCGCCGCGGACGCUUUACGCACGGCGUCGGUCGGCGGGGCCGUGCGCUCCCCGUCCCUGGACUCCAGGAAGUCGGGCUACAUCACCAUAGGCUACCGCGGCUCCUACACCAUCGGCAGGGACAUCCAAACCGACGCCAAGUUCAGGAGGGUGGCGCGCAUCACGGUGUGCGGGAAGACGUCUCUGGCCAAGGAAGUGUUCGGGGACACGCUGAACGAGAGCCGGGACCCGGACCGGCCCCCGGAGCGCUACACGUCCCGCUACUAUCUCAAGUACAACUUCCUGGAGCAGGCGUUCGACCGGCUGACGGAGGUGGGCUUCCACAUGGUGGCGUGCAGCUCCACGGGCACGUGCGCGUACACCAGCAACGACCCGAACGAGGACAAGAUCUGGACGAGCUACACUGAAUAUGUGUUUUGUCGGGAGUAACUAGCACCGCGUAUAAACCGGCGAUGUAAAUAGACAGUUCUUAACUUUAGCAUUGCGUUAAAUGUUUUAAUUGGGACGAUUGCAAUCAGCAUUAACACGCGAGGUGAGGCUGCUGACCCACGACUGCAUCCACGCACGAGCGACCGUGACAGCGUGUCCAGAGACGAUUAUGCAACUUGGAUGUUCGGCGUCCGAAGGCCCCGGCGCGUGGACGGCGCCAGGAAAACACCGUCAUGUCCAUUUUAUAGACCUGCACGUCAUUGUUUCGCCCGCGUCUGACUCAAGUGAUGCGCGAGCGCAGCAGACGAGCGUCCGUUAGUAUUCAGCGUCACCGUUACUUCUGAGCUCCAAGACCACGUCUCCGGCCAAGUCCGUGUUACGUCAUAGGCUCCGAUGACAUGACUGUCAGUGUAUGUGCUAGAGAUGUGUUUGUUUAACCUGUACAAAUACAAUAAAAUCUUCUACUCUGCUGUUCUCA
Betta splendens (Siamese fighting fish) is the source of this 1658-nucleotide messenger RNA. It is a transcript of the gene kctd12.1, whose product is annotated as potassium channel tetramerisation domain containing 12.1. Gene Ontology annotation, molecular function: protein binding. The coding region runs from base 314 to 1180 and encodes 288 amino acids. Gene Ontology annotation, biological process: protein homooligomerization; regulation of G protein-coupled receptor signaling pathway. Gene Ontology annotation, cellular component: presynaptic membrane; postsynaptic membrane. The record is from RefSeq and is a predicted model, not a curated record. NCBI's taxonomy places the organism in Eukaryota, Metazoa, Chordata, Actinopteri, Anabantiformes, Osphronemidae. The transcript has a single exon.